Messenger RNA from Miscanthus lutarioriparius, 855 nucleotides. Lineage: Eukaryota; Viridiplantae; Streptophyta; Magnoliopsida; Poales; Poaceae. The record is from the annotation of a GenBank genome assembly.
AUGGAUAUAGUCAAUCACAAUGCUUGUACAUUUGCUGAUUUAUCAUGCAUUGAGACUUUUUACAGCUCUUCCGUGCCACUAACUAUUAUACAAUGUCUCGUCCACCAUGUAGCAUUAAGAUUUUUGGUGACACGUAUCCUAAUGGUGUCUUGGGUGAACUCAAGGAAGGAGUUGCUUCUCACAUAUGUGGAAAUCUUGUUGCACUUGCUUCGUUCAAUGAUUGAGGUGUUGCUUCCAAACAAUGAACGCUGUGAAGGGAAAUUGGAACAUUAUAGUUUACAUUACAACGUUGCUCUAGUCAGCGUCAAGAAUUAUAAUGUUGAUUGUCCUGCGAAUCUGAAACAUCAGACGAUGGAUUAUUCUACCAAGGUAGUAGCUGUGGGCCGUCGCUUUGAACCAGAUUUAAUUAUGGCUGCAAGUGGAAUAUGUACCAGGUGGUCAGGCAAACUGGAUUGCAAUGAUCUUCGUUACACUGCAUGUACAAUCACUAUGGCUGGGAUUGGAGGGCCCCUUGUUGAUGUCAACGGCAAUUUUGUGGGCAUGAACUACUAUGAUAGGAACAUGGGAACUCCGUACCUGCGGUUUGAUCUUCUCUGCGGAAUUCUGAACUAUUUUAAGACAGGACAAACAAAUUAUGAGAAGAUAGAACCUCAUUCAUCAUUACCUGGUCCGGUGGCCCAUAUUGUUAAAGAUGGCGAGAAACAACCACCAAACAGCUGGAUGGGGGCUGGACAAAGUGAAGAUAUAGAUACCUUCAUGGAUCAAGAUGAAGAUGCAUCUAAAAAUGAACGUCUAGCCAUAGCCAAGCCCAAUAGAUGUUGGUACCGUAAUGGAGCUUUUAGCGUGUACAAGUAG